Molecule: messenger RNA, 1758 nt
Organism: Rhodotorula toruloides NP11
Lineage: Eukaryota; Fungi; Basidiomycota; Microbotryomycetes; Sporidiobolales; Sporidiobolaceae
Product: splicing factor 3B subunit 2
Exons: 7
Coding region: 1-1758 (585 amino acids)
Biological process (GO): mRNA splicing, via spliceosome
Cellular component (GO): U12-type spliceosomal complex; U2-type spliceosomal complex; nucleus
Source: RefSeq, a predicted model, not a curated record
AUGGCCAACGCGGCUGUCGCCUCCAACUCCCCCGCCAUCAACGGCACCGCGCCCGUGAAGACCAGCAACAAGUCGCGCGGCCAGCUCAAGCGGCUCAAGAAGAAGGCAAAGGUUAUGGCGAAUGGCGAGCAGGCGGACAAGCAGGCAGACCGGGAUGACCGCCCGCUCGAGCGGCCUCCGACUCAGGAACCCGAGUCGGCCGACGAGGACGUUAAGGUCAAGCUCGAGGAGGACGGCGCUGGGUCAGGCAUCCCCGACGCCUUUGCCCAUGUCUUUGCGCACUUCCAGAUCCCUGCAGACGCAGUCAAGACGGAGGAUGGCCGCGACGGCGCGACAGACGAGAAGGGCCAGGUCAUCUACUCGGACGACGAGAUGCCUUCGGAGGACGACGAGGAGCCCGCAGAGCUCUCGAAGCGCAAGCAGCGUAAGGCGAACCGCCUCUCGGUCGCCGAGCUCAAGCGCCUCGUCAAGAAACCCGAAGUCGUCGAGUGGGUGGACGUCUCUGCGUCCGACCCAAAGCUCCUUGUCCAGAUCAAAAGCCAUCGCAACACCAUCCCCGUCCCGCCACACUGGAGCCAGAAGAGGGAUUACCUCCAGGGCAAGCGCGGUCUCGAGAAGCCCGCGUUCCAGCUCCCCAGCUUCAUCGCGGACACCGGCAUCGCCACCCAGCGAGACGCCGUGAAGGAGAAGGAAGAGGGGCAGUCGCUGAAGCAAAAGACGCGCGAACGCGUCCAGCCGAAGAUGGGCAAGAUCGACAUCGACUAUCAGAAGCUCCACGACGCCUUCUUCAAGUACCAGACCAAGCCCAAGAUGACCGAGUUUGGCGAGGUAUACUACGAGGGCAAGGAGUACGAGACAAAGCUGAAGGAGAAGAAGCCCGGCGAGCUUUCGGACGAGCUGAAGGAGGCGCUGUCGAUUCCGCCUCUCGCGCCGCCGCCUUGGCUCAUCAGCAUGCAGCGCUACGGCCCGCCGCCAAGCUAUCCCAAUCUGCGGAUCCCUGGUCUGAACGCGCCGAUUCCUGAAGGCGCUGCAUGGGGCUUCCACCCUGGAGGAUGGGGCAAGCCGCCGCUCGACGAGUACGGCCGACCACUGUACGGCGACAUCUACGGCGUCGCACCUCGACAGGAUGCGAAUCAGCCGGGCGAGCCGAUCGAGCGCGAACCUUGGGGCGAGCUUGAGCCGGAUGAGGAGGUAUCGGAGGAAGAGGAGGAGGAAGAGGAAGAAGAGGAGGAGGAGGAAGAACAGGCGGCACCGGCGGACGGUCUGCAGACGCCCUCUGGUCUCGAGACACCUUCCGGCCUGGCGUCGGUCACAUCGACAGUACCAGGCGGACUCGAGACACCCGAUUUCCUCGAACUGCGGAAGCGGCGCGAGGAGACGGAGCAGUCCGAGGUCGACACUGGCCCGAAGCAGCUGUAUCAGGUCGUGCCCGAGCGCGAGGCGCGCAUGCGCGGCUUCAUGGGGUCCGACAGGGUGUACGACGUCUCGUCGCUUGGCAACGCGGCGCCGCCACCGGUUCUGGGGCAGGAGGAGCGCGGGACGAAGCGCAAGGCUGGCGGAGUCGAUGUCGCGCUCGAUGCGGCCGAUCUCGAGGGCCUGUCGGAGGCGGACUUGAGGGCGCGAUACGAGCAGGCGACGAAGGCCGGCAGGACGCACCACGAGGACUUUUCCGACUUUGUCGGCGAGGAGGUGGCCAAGCGAAGGCGGAUCGUCGAGAAGAAGAAGAGCGAUUCGGCGAAGGAGAAGUUCAAGUUCUAG